GUGCUCUAAGCGAAUUGACGUGUUUUAGGCCAUAAAACAUUUUUUGUUACAUACAGCAAACAUACCGUCACUAUCUGCUAGCUACCCGUUCCCUGAUCACACUGUAAAAAAACGCGGUCUCUGUAGACAGUGCAGGCUUCUCAAACUGCAAUACAAACAAAAUGGCCAAACCUAAACCAACGAAGCAUAACAAACAAGUUCCAGCCAAUAAACGACUAGAAGGAUUUGGGGGUGGGUUUUGGGGCGUUAGUGCGCGUGCACAUGAACGGGGUGUGAGGACUGGAGUAGUGAGAAGCGUGAGGUCAAGAUAACUCUCGUAGAAAGGCGACAAUAAAAACUGAAUUUUGGAUAUGGCCGAUACACGGCCAAAGAGACGACGUUCCGCUGAACAAAGGGCAAAGUUGGCAGAAAAGCAAAAGGAACGUUCGAAGUCCCGGAUUUACAUCGGAAAAGCCUUCGAAAGGUGGCGAGAACUCCGCGGGCAGAAAGGCUUCCAAUCCGAUGUACAGGUGGCUCUGUUUUUGCUGGACAGCUACAAGACGGACAAAUAUACCUCUACGCCAUUCAAGGCUGGGACCAUGAUACCUUCCCCACCACAAUUAUCUAGCAUUGGCUCCCAGUCCUUGUCCGGACGAGAUGAGUUUGCCAUGCAGGGAGUGCAAUAUAUGGACGGGAGCACUGUAUCAGUAGUUGAACAGUUGGAAGCCAGUAUGUCAUCAGUUGAUCUGAAUGAGACCACAGUCACUGCACAUACAUUCGACGAGAAUGUCUUCAAUGACCUUAGGAAUGCCACUAUAGACUGUGAGGACACCCUAACCUGUCCAGACGAGGACCCAUUAGAUGUUGCUGAUGAUUACCAAGAGGAAACCAGUGGUUCAGAUAGUGAUCCAGACUAUGUACCAAGGAUUUAUGUCAGGACUGGUGGGGUCUUGGAGACACAAUUGAACUUGGAUGAUGUUCCUGAAAUGAAUAUGGAAGACACAUUGUAUGAUAUUGAAGACAUUGAGGAGGAAGAGGAAAACACCUUAACUGAUGAUCAACCACAUCCUGGUUUUAUAAAAGUUUUAAAUGAAGAUGACAUCAUUGGUGUACCAGCCUCAAUAGUAUACCACAGCAGUCUGAAGCAACUUGUGCAUUAUUUGGACAUUCCAGUCAGAGCAUGUACAGCGAUGAACCGAACCACCAAAAAAUGUUGUGGCGCACCCAAACCGUUUGAGGUGGUUGUCCGGGAAAGAGGCACUGCUGCAGUUGUUGAAUGGAUAUGUCUACGUGGGCACGUUGUUUGGAAGUGGUUUUCGCAGCCAAAGUUCUCACAAGGAAUGCACGCCGGCGAUUUUCUUCUUAGCACCAACAUAUUGUUGUCCGGAAACAAUUACACAAAAAUUGCUCUGCUAUUCAAGUUCAUGAAUAUGCGAAUGGUAAACCAGACAACUUUCUUCAGGAUCCAGGAUCACUUCUGUAUCGACACGAUAAUUGGUUAUUGGGAAACAAAAAGAACAGAAAUCAUCAGGCAGCUUCAAUCAAAGCAAAGUGUUGUGGCCCUGGGAGAUGGCCGGAUGGACAGUCCUGGUUUCUGCGCACAGUACUGUUCAUACUCUGUCAUGGACAAUGACACCAAAAAAAUCAUUUCAAUUGUCAAUAUUGACAAGAGGGAGACGGCAAGAAAUUCAGUGGCCAUGGAGAAGGAGGGGUUUCUCCGAACAUUUGAUGACCUCUGUCGAAAUGUCACGCUGACUGAGAUAUGCACGGAUGCCAACACACAGAUUUCAGCUCUUUUCAAUCCAAAGACAGGGCUGUUAAAAGAUAAGGGUGUUCUCCAUUCUCUCGAUGUCUGGCAUGGUUCAAAAAAUCUUUCCAGAAGGCUGACAGCGCUAGGCCAACAGAAGGGGUGCUCUAUUCUUCUGGAAUGGUGUAAAGACAUCUGCAACCAUUUUUGGCACUGUUGCAAGACUGCUGAGAACUAUGAUGAAUUCUUUGACAUGUGGGUCGGCCUACUCCACCAUGUAACCGGGGAGCAUUCUUGGGCUCUGGGUAGCUGCCAUCACGGUCCCCUUGUGGAGCCAAGGGAAAAAGAAUGGAUAGAGCCUAACUCAGAAGCCCAUCAGAAACUCCGUGAAAUAAUUCUUGAUGCACGAUGGCUUAAGGAUGUUCCUAAGUAUUUACAUUUCAGAUCAACUGCAGACCUUGAGUCAUUCCAUAAUCACAUAUUAAUGUACGCCAGCAAACGUUUCUGCUUCACACAUGCAGUGUACAGUGCACGAGUCUGCCUUGCCGCUCUUGACUACAAUCACCACAUCAACAGAGCACCAAAGAAAAAACGAGAUGGCAGUCUUCAGUAUGCCAAGCUAUACAGCAAACGGUCCAGGAGAUGGCGGCUGUACUCAGUAAAGGUCAAGAAAGACUACAAUUACAUCACAGAGCUCCUGGUCGCUAUUGUCUUGAAAAGGCUGGCAUCCGCAGCGCUUCCCCUUAGGGCAACAAAAAGACCUGGUGACCCAAGAAGACUUGGAGUCCUGUCAGGUGUGACAGCACCUUCAACGGAGGAGCUUCUAAGGACACAGCACACUAGAGGAAUCGGGCACCCAGAAGCACCAGAAUGAGGGCCAACUCCACAUGUUGCUGUUGUGAACGACGCACUUUAUACUUUUUUUUCCUGACACUACUUGAAAUAAAGAAAGUUGACUCAA
Paramisgurnus dabryanus is the source of this 2687-nucleotide messenger RNA. RefSeq lists its product as uncharacterized. NCBI's taxonomy places the organism in Eukaryota, Metazoa, Chordata, Actinopteri, Cypriniformes, Cobitidae. The record is from RefSeq and is a predicted model, not a curated record.